CUUUAUUUUUAUGGUCUUAUAAUAAAUUAGCCAAUAAUUUUUACAAACAUUUUAGAUUUCCCAAUGUUUCUAGGAGAACUAUGAUUUUCUGUCUCAUUUCACCAGUAACUCAUUUAUUAGAGAACAGGGAUGCUGCAGUAGUUAAUUGCUACUUUGGCACACUUCAUCUCUUUAUUCCUCAAAAACAAAAAGCUAAUAGACUAAAGUAUGGCCUCAACUUUUUUUUUUUAAACAUGCAACUUUUACUACUUUAAAUAUAAUUGGUUUCUUUGUUUCAUACAUUUAAGAACAAGAAGGAAAGACUGAAGUCUGCCCAAGCCAGGUGUUUCUUGUUGGCAGCCUGCUCCCUAAUGACUCUGUUCUCAUACAGCAGCUGCCUACUAGUCAGCUUUGUAUGGCCUAUUGUUGCUGCACACUCCUCGUUAAUACACAAGCUGCCUGGGGCAGACCCGGAGAAUGACAUCAACUUGCUUAUCUUAGAAACCUACAAACCUGAUGCAGUGUGCUGAGGUUGGCUUGCAUCUGCCUGGCUAACUAAUUGUGAGCUUUCUGGCCUAUGAUUGGCUGUUAUUCCACUUGUAAUAGGUUAAGCAAAGACACUGCCAUUCCAUCUGUUCAACCAGUCAUUGUUCUUCUUGCCUGCCUGGAAGUCUGCAGCAAAAAUUGUUUUAAGGAGUUACUGCUGAAGCUGCUACAGAAACCAGUGUCUUUGUAUUUUCCUUCUAACGAAUACAGGGUGCUUUGCAUUCAGGAAUACAGAAAAAACAGCAAAGUGGAGUCAAACAUACAUAACAGCUUCAUGGGCUUGAAGGAUCAUCUGGGGCAUGACCUAGGCCACCUUUAUGUGGAGAGCACUGACCCACAUUUAAAUACUUCUGUACCUUGGUCAAUGAUAGAAAAACCAAUAAUGGAAAAAGUUCACUCCAGGAAGGAAGAAAAAGAGGUGUCUGAAGAGAAUGCUAACUCUGGUGAUUCUGAAGACAGCACAAAUUCUGAUAACGAGUCAGAACAACUGACUAGCAUUUCAGUAGAGCCAUGCUUACUAACCAAGACUCACAGACAACUAUGUAGAUCUCCCUGUUUAGAGUCUCACAUAUUUAAACGUAAUGAAAUUUUACAAGACUUUAAACCUGAAGAGUCCCAAACUACAUCCAAGGAAGUGAAGAAACCCCCUGAUGUGGUCCGAGAAUACCAAACAAAACUAGAAUUUGCACUUAAGUUAGGUUAUUCUGAAGAACAGGUCCAACUUGUGCUACACAAACUCGGUACUGAUGCUUUAAUCAAUGAUAUUUUGGGAGAACUUGUAAAACUUGGAAAUAAAAGUGAGACUGAACAAGCAGUUAGUACAAUUAAAAGUAUAAUUCGAGAAACUUCUUCCCUAGAAUCUCAGAGAUCUGAAUCUCCAAUGCAAGAGAUUUUAACAGAUGAUGGUGAAAAUCUAAAACCAAUAGUUAUUGAUGGCAGCAAUGUGGCAAUGAGCCAUGGAAACAAAGAAGUAUUUUCUUGCCGGGGAAUAAAAUUGGCAGUGGACUGGUUUUUGGAAAGAGGUCACAAAGAUGUUACAGUUUUUGUUCCUGCAUGGAGAAAGGAGCAGUCUCGACCUGAUGCUCUCAUUACAGAUCAAGAAAUUCUACGUAAACUAGAGAAAGAGAAAAUCCUGGUGUUCACGCCAUCCAGGAGAGUCCAGGGGAGGAGAGUGGUGUGCUAUGAUGACAGGUUCAUUGUGAAGCUGGCUUUUGAGUCAGAUGGUAUAAUUGUAUCCAAUGAUAACUACAGGGAUUUGGCUAAUGAAAAACCAGAAUGGAAGAAGUUCAUAGAUGAGCGAUUAUUAAUGUAUUCAUUUGUCAAUGACAAAUUCAUGCCCCCUGACGACCCUCUCGGCAGACAUGGCCCAAGUCUGGAUAAUUUUCUGAGGAAAAAACCCAUUGUUCCUGAACACAAAAAGCAGCCCUGUCCAUAUGGAAAGAAGUGUACCUAUGGACACAAAUGCAAAUAUUACCAUCCUGAAAGGGGCAGUCAGCCUCAGAGGUCAGUGGCUGAUGAACUUCGUGCCAUGUCUAGAAAUACAGCAGCCAAAACUACAAAUGAAGGAGGACUGGUGAAAAGCAACAGUGUUCCCUGCAGCACAAAGGCAGACAGUACCUCCGAUGUCAAACGAGGUGCUCCAAAGAGGCAAUCUGAUCCAAGCAUAAGGACUCAAGUCUACCAAGACCUAGAGGAAAAGCUUCCCACCAAAAACAAAUUGGAAACCAGGUCUGUACCUUCCUUAGUUAGUAUACCGGCUACUUCUACUGCAAAACCCCAAAGCACUACAUCUUUAAGCAAUGGCCUUCCAUCUGGAGUUCAUUUCCCAGCUCAGGAUCAAAGACCACAGGGUCAAUAUCCUCCAGUGAUGAUGGCAACCAAAAAUCAUGGAACGCCAAUGCCUUAUGAACAGUAUCCAAAAUGUGACUCACCUGUUGAUAUUGGAUAUUAUUCUAUGUUGAAUGCAUAUUCAAAUCUGAGUAUCUCAGGCCCACGAAGUCCUGAAAGGCGUUUCUCCUUAGACACAGAGUAUAGGAUAAGUUCUGUAGCUUCUGACUGCAGCAGUGAAGGGAGCAUUAGUUGUGGGAGCAGUGACUCAUAUGUGGGGUACAAUGACAGGCCAUAUGUCAGUUCUCCUGACCCACAACUAGAAGAGAAUUUUAAGUGUCAACACAUGCACCCUCACAGCCGCCUUAAUUCCCAACCUUUCCUGCAGAAUUUCCACGAUCCCUUAACCAGAGUGCAGAGUUACAGUCAUGAAGAACCAAAGUACCAUCACAAGCCUCCUAUUCCCCACUUGGCUAUGCAUCUACAGCAUCCAGCUGUGGGCUCCCGGUCUAGUUGUCCUGGCGAUUAUCCCUCUCCUCCAGGUUCAGUACACUCUAAGGCACCACACCUAGGGCGGUCCUUGGUGGCAACAAGAAUAGAUAGCAUUUCUGACUCUCGGCUGUAUGACAGCUCUCCUUCAAGACAAAGAAAGCCUUACCCUCGCCAGGAUGGGCUGGGAAGCUGGGACAGACAGAGCUAUGGAAUUGAUGCUUACGGCUAUCGGCAGACCUACUCCUUGCCAGAUAACUCCACACAGCCAUGUUAUGAGCAGUUCACCUUCCAGAGCCUACCUGAGCAACAGGAGCCAACUUGGCGAAUACCAUACUGUGGAAUGCCACAAGAUCCUCCCAGGUAUCAAGACAACCGAGAAAAGAUCUAUGUCAACUUGUGCAACAUCUUCCCACCUGACCUUGUGAGAAUUGUUAUGAAAAGGAACCCUCACAUGACAGAUGCCCAGCAACUAGCUGCAGCUAUUUUAGUAGAGAAGUCACAGCUGGGUUAUUGAAAGAUGAUGCAUCUUUGCGGUGUUUAGUAGUUUUUUGUUCAGCUCAAAUGCUGAGGGAGGUUUGCUACAAUAGCACAUGUGAUCUCCUUCUCAGCAAGGAGGUUAUAUAGUAUCCAUUUAUGUGAAAUACUGUAUCAUGGAAUCUGUAUGUAUAACCCCCACAUGGUGGAAGUAUCACUGGAUUGCUCUACAUUCAAACUUUUUUUUUUAAAAAAUAUUUCCUUUUUAAAGCUAUACCCUUGGCUGGAAAUUUUUCCAGUUUGAUUUAAUAGAUGUAUCUGUGAUAUUUGAUAUUAAUCUUUGGUGCAUCAGGGGUUUAUAUGCAGCACUUUUUAUCCUUGUUUCAUGUUUAUUAACUUGGUGUUUAUCAACUGCAAGCAAUUAAAAAUAACUUCAGAACAUUGAACAUUUUAUUAGACCUAGCAAACUAUUUUUUCAAGCCAAGUUUCACUGGAAUCUUUUACAGCUUUUUAAGUUAUUUUUAUUUGGGGGAAGUGGGCUUCUUUGUGCUAUAAUCAUUAUUUAUAGAUACAAAGAUAAUACUACAGCACUGACUUUAUAUUUUAAACAAAAUGUAAGUUACCAGAUUAUGCUGAAAUGGGUAACAGUGUAUAUUAGAAUGAUUUACAGUAUAGCACUUUUCAUAGUUUUAUUUUUUGUUUGGAUUUUUCUGUUAAGUAUGGUUAGUUGUUUGGGUUUUUUUUUGGUUUUUUUUUUUUUUUGUUAGUAUGGUUGGUUUUUAAGGAAAGCAGAUGCAAUCAAUGGGGAAAAAAAGUCUUUUUUUUUUUUUUUUUUUUUUUUUACAAAUAAGGCAAAA
This is a messenger RNA of Erinaceus europaeus (western European hedgehog), 4175 nucleotides long. RefSeq names its product zinc finger CCCH-type containing 12C (gene ZC3H12C). The record is from RefSeq and is a predicted model, not a curated record. The coding region runs from base 557 to 3358 and encodes 933 amino acids. Gene Ontology annotation, cellular component: nucleus; cytoplasmic ribonucleoprotein granule. The transcript has 6 exons. NCBI's taxonomy places the organism in Eukaryota, Metazoa, Chordata, Mammalia, Eulipotyphla, Erinaceidae. Gene Ontology annotation, molecular function: mRNA binding; RNA endonuclease activity; metal ion binding.